UCAAUUUGACAGAUAGCAGACAUGGUUGAUUUCGUGUCAAAAUAUUGUUGUUUUGUCUCUUGUAUUUUGCUGUAAAAAUCGCAUAAUAUGUCAUAAUUUUAAUAUUUUCUAUUUAUUUUAUUAGAUAACUACGUGAAUUACAAAUAAGUUGGUCGGAAAUUUAUAAUGUUUUGGUGAUUACAAUCUUCAUAGUGUGGUAGUCAUGUCAGACUGCGCGUUAGUGGCCAAUGUAAACGAACACGAUGCGAGCAUGGACGUGGGGAACGACAAGUCUCUUUUCGAGCCUACAGUUGAUAUGAUGGUAAAUGAUUUCGACGACGAGAGAACUCUAGACGAAGAAGAGGCUUUGGCGGCUGGCGAGCAGCAGGACCCGAAGGCAGAGUUGAAUAGCUUGCAGAGAGAGGGGGACAUGCCCUUGGAGGAGCUGCUCGCGCUGUACGGCUACGACAGGAGCAUGGACAAGCCCGCGCCGGAACCUACCCCCGAGGUCGUGCCUGAGGAGCCAGAGAAGGCUGAGUCCGCACUACAGCAGUUGUACACUGAGACCACAAGCCCAGAAGCCACUCGCUGCCUCCGCUCAGGCUCGCGGCCGCCCUCCGAGGAGGAGGACGACUAUGACUACAGUCCAGAUGAGGAGGAUUGGAAAAAAACUAUCAUGGUCGGCAGCGACUACCAAGCUGGCAUCCCCGAAGGUCUAUGCAGUUACGAUGAUGCCCUACCGUAUGAAAAUGAGGACAAACUAUUGUGGAACCCGACUGUUCUCGAUGAAAAAGUCAUAGAAGACUAUAUGAAAAAGAUAAGUGCUAUGAACUCUAGUACUGGAGUCGAAGCCGUUCCUUGUGGUAAACAGUUGCGCGAUGAUGAGGAAGCUCUGUUUUUAUUACAGCAGUGUGGGCACAAUGUCGAGGAAGCUUUAAGACGAAGACGGAUUUCUGCCCAAACACCAGCCCACGCAAGUUUGUGGUCAGAGGAAGAAUGUCGCAAUUUUGAAAAUGGUCUCAAAGCUCAUGGCAAAGAUUUUCACCUAAUCAGACAGCACAAAGUGAGAACUAGAUCAGUUGGGGAACUGGUACAAUUUUAUUACAUUUGGAAAAAGACAGAGAGACACGAUAUAUUUGCUAACAAAGCCCGUCUUGAGAAAAAAAAGUAUACAUUGCAUCCUGGGCAUACAGACUAUAUGGACAGGUUUUUGGAGGAGCAGGAAGCGUCAGGGGCUGGUAUGGUGAGACCGGCAUCACCGUCACCCAUGAUGGUGUAUGCACCAUCACCUGCCGCGCAGCCCGAUCCUUUAGCGUUGGGAGAGAAAGAGGUUUUCUCUCAGCUGAACACACACACAUCGCCCUCCCGAGCACUAUCAACAGAAGACCAAGAGCCUGAAGCAGGUUCCUAAUACAUGCAUAUGGCGAAGCCAUUUAACGUAGAGAGCACUGUUUGUAUCAUAACUACAUCUUAUGGUGUAAAUGUUCCCAUGCAUGCAAUGCGACAUAAAUGCAUAUUGUGUUGUUUUACUUAUAGUUGUCAAAAAUCUUCUAGAUUCUAUAGAAAAAAGCAUUUUGUUUGGUUUAAUUUAAUAAUUAGGACUAAUUGUAAUGUAGUUAAAAGUCUAUAUAAGGUAAAAAAUGCUUGUUUGGAUGUUUGCAGAUGUUGUCCAGAAUUACUUUCUCCAUUUUUACUUCUAUUUGAACUGAAAAUAUUCAGAAAAACAUUUUAUUAUUGUUUCCUAUACAAAACUAUAAUUUCUAUAUCAUAUAAUCAACUGCAAAUUAGACUGAUCUUAUUUUUUUUCGACUACAGUAUUUUAUGAUAAAUGUAUGUAUGAUUGUUAAUAAUAUUAUGUUUUUAACUUUUGAUUGUAGGGUUGGCCCUGUGCCAUUUUAAUUACAUAACGAUAAAAUAACUAUGCUAAUGCAAACAAAAUUGUCUAUAAUUAGUUAAGUACUACCAUAAGAACAAAUAACACAUAAAUUAAUUGUUCUUAUAGCACUACUAUAUUUUGUAUGUUAGUUUUGCAUGCAUGAUAGUACUUGUUAAGGUAUAGAUCAGGAACUCGUAAGCUAAAAUGUUUGCUCUCCUCAAAUCUAGGUCCCCUGGGCCACACACAUCGCGAUAACAUUCGGGUGACAUUGAUUUCACAGCGGAGCGAAAUAUUGCGACUAUGCAAAAAAGCACCGACGUGUACACGAAUUUUGAACUACACGUCGCGAUAGCGUGAAUCUUCGGGUUAUCUCUAUUUGUAUGGCCCAGGGUAAGAGCGCGGAGCGCUUGUAGACGUCCGUUUUUUUCACCGGAUAACGGACCGUGUUUUUCACCGGAUUUAGCGGCGGCGUAUGGUUUAUAAUGAACAUGUGCACAUGCAUUGGACAUAGGUCCGGCGAGAAAAUUGUCAGCAAACAAAGGAUAUCCGUUUUUUGACGGUCCGUCGUCCGGUGAAAAAACGGAUGUCUACAAGCGGCCUAAAUGUGUAUGUAAAAGAAAAUAGCACAUAGAAUUUUUUGAACAAAACAUUUGAAUUUAACGGUUUUAGUGAUUCCUGAUCUUGGCAAAGAAAUUCCUUUAUUCAUGGACUAUUCAUACUUCUUUACUACUUUUAUUUGAUGACAAUACAAAUUUUAUAUGAAUGAAUGACCCCAAAUAAAUAAGGUAAAUUAUAUUAAUUGUAUAGAAACUAUUUUAAUAGAAAGCAUAACAGUACAAUGUAAAUAAUGACUAAUACAUAAUUUAAUUUCCUUGCUUGUUUAUGGAUAGGGGAAUUAUGCUUCUGUAAGUACCAUCUUAGCGAUGAAUGAUGCAAAUUAAGUGAGGAACAUGAUUUAUCAAUAAACAGUGGUAUGUCUA
This is a messenger RNA of Ostrinia furnacalis (Asian corn borer), 2835 nucleotides long. RefSeq names its product mesoderm induction early response protein 1. The transcript has a single exon. Lineage: Eukaryota; Metazoa; Arthropoda; Insecta; Lepidoptera; Crambidae. Bases 203 to 1390 code for a protein of 395 amino acids. Gene Ontology annotation, molecular function: histone deacetylase binding; transcription corepressor activity. Gene Ontology annotation, cellular component: nucleoplasm. The record is from RefSeq and is a predicted model, not a curated record. Gene Ontology annotation, biological process: negative regulation of transcription by RNA polymerase II.